AUGGCUUUGAUUGUGAUUGUGCUGCUUGCACUAUCAGUGCUUGGUUUCAAGCCGUCUCGCGCUGGAGAGUGUGAGUGGGUCAUGAGGUUGUGCAAAACCGAUCUUGUUUCCACCGGAUUGUGUGGUGUCAGGACUGGCGGCAUGGAGGUGCAAGAUCUGGAUCACACGGAAAUGCAUAAAAAUGUAGGAUUUCCAUAUUACCUGAAGCUAGACCUGCUGUGUGGCUUUAAGGAGUCUUCAGAGAGAGUUGUGCUGGAGGACUUAAUGACUGGGCUGACUCCAAAAGCAGUCGUUAUGUUCCAAGAACCCACACACCCCACUCACUUCAAACCACAGAGACUUGAGGUGGAGCUGUCAGUUGUUUCACUAUCGGAAAAUGCUACCUGUGGAAGUGAGAUGUGCGAGUGUAGCUGGUACGCCCCAAUGCCCUUCAUCAAUGGGUCAGUGGUGCAACGGGUGAAGGUAAAAUCCAUUGAAAUGGGCCCUCAGCAUCUACCUGAGAAAAGUUUUGCCUUUAAUGUGAACGGCUACAUGGUCACUACACAGAAGAGAGAGUCGGAAGCAUACUUUGGCACGGAGAUACGUGUUAUAGAAGACUCACUGAGAGUUGGUAGUCCAUCCUUUCCACUCUGGGCUGUAGUAGACCAUGCUCCUGUUCUCUUGUUGCCAGGAAUACCAGGCUUAAAAACUGUGCUCAUGACUGCUACUGAGUUCCAGGAUACAUCCCUCAUAGAGGUGAGUAUAAAGAGCUCGUCAGGCUCUUUGGAGUGUCUACAGGUGGAGUCUUCUAUGAUUCAAGAAACGUUUUCUACAGAGAGCUCACUAUUUGUCGUAUACAAUCAAGAGCUAUAUCGUUUUCUAGGAAACUAUUCUCUUCUUCCCCUCAGUGCGCCACCAUCAGAUACAUGGGAAAAGGUUUUGAGUGCAGUCUGUGUGUCUGGUUUGGUACCAGUGAGUAUUCCUCAUCAUGGUAGAGAGUACUUCUAUGUUCUGGGGGGAGGCUUGCAGAUUGGAACCCUGUACCGUGCAGAGCUUUACGAUGGUUUUGUUACAUUUACAGAGUUGGUGGAUUCUCUUGGCUUCACCCCAUGCAAGUUUUCUUCUUCUCCAGACUUCAGUUGCCAAGUGCGCUCGGCGGCCCAGAACGCCCAGACCGAUAUAACCGACAUCGUACUAAUAGAACUGCUUUUCCGUGAAGAUCAAGAACGAUCUUACAUACUGCUCACUUUCGAUGGUGAUUUCCAGAUGAGUGAGAUUUUACCCCAGUUCAUUGCAUAUGGUCAGAAGCAACGGCAACAAAAGAGAAGUUCUUUGAACCUGAAAUUCAGUGGAAUGACUCUCAGCCCCAGCACUGGAAUUCUAUACAUCUGGGGAAAUUCACUCAUCUUCUCAUAUAUUCUUGCGUAUAGUUUUUGGCAAGACAGCGGAUUUCCUAGUGACCAGAUGAUAAAAUAUUUCACUCUUUCUUAUGAUGGAACAUUUGUCUUUGUUACUGAAAAUGAGGAGCUGUGGUGGGGUCAAGAAAGAACAGAUUCUGUGUUUCGUUUGCGACCAUCUCAGGGCUGGAAUGAGCUAUCCCAUCUGCAACCUCUUUCCGGUGAUCACAGCACACUCACAGUGUUUUAUGAUGGAGAUAAAGAGUUACAAGAGGUGCUGUACACAGUAGGCUUGGAUGGGAAAGGUUGUAUUGUGAAGAGAAAAAUCCCAGUAGUCGAGAUUUUGUCAUUUAGUCAACUGUCAUUCCUGUCCUCAUGUCCCUUUGACCUAGAGUACAGUGUUCCUCAUACAGAGAGAUUUAACCGAUUGCAGCGGUACUCAGUCAACCCCCAACUCGUGACAACUUCCUCUGAAUUACACACCACACGUUUAUUGGCCCUGUACCAAGGUUUUGUCUACCACCUGCUGCAGCUGCAUGCACAAUACCUCAUGGUCAUUGGAGAUCCUAAAGAGAACCCCAUCUGGCGCAUGUGCAAUAGUGUGCUAUAUAAGGACCUUUGUUUGUACCUGUCAUAUAAUAAUGUGUCAGGUGUUACCACAGACAGCAAAGAGCUCAUGACGGCCAGACUUCCAGAUAGAGUUUACCUGGACAGAACAGCCUCAUUCUCAUUUUCCCUGUUCAUAAGAGCUCAUCAGCUCACUCUUGAGUCCAUUGGAGAGCGUGCUGUAAAUGACAUCAGAAUGUUUGCGACGGUCCCUAAUUCUAAAUAUCUGAGGGUGACUCUCCAGAGAUAUGUGAAAUUCAACUAUGGAGGAGUCCUUUAUAAGGUGACAGUUGCUGACAAAGGCAUGGUUGAAGAUCAGUUGUUUCCCGGAGAGAGACUUUUGCAUUUCAGCGUGUUGUUUAGGAUUGGCAUUUCACCAAGACAGUGCUUUCAGCAGACUGACCUUGGGAUGGUCCUCAGUGGUCUGCAGAAUUUGCCUGUUUAUAUUGGUUGCCCUCCUGGUAACCGAUUGGUGUUUGAUGCCAGUAGCACUCUGCAGGAGGGUAUACGGCUCAAUAGAAGGAACUUCAGCUGUUUGAAUCCUGACCCAGUUACACCCUGUUUCUACUAUAAAAACUUGUUCUUUCCCUUUCUCCUCAUUCAGGAUGUGGUCCUAGGAGAGUCUAGGAAGUUUCUUGGCAGCUACACUUUAAAAGUAGUUGGUGGUGGUCCUCACUCAAGGAAGAACAUUCAUCUGUACAGCCCUGGGGAAGUACUGAGGUAUAACAGCCUCAAUUACAGAUCAGAAAAAUCACUUAUAUGGGAUAUAAAUGCCUGUGAGAAGGAUGGAACCUCUUGCAAUGUCACAGAGGAAGGAUUUUUUAUCUUUAAUGGCAGCAGAAACAAUGGAAUCAGAUGGCUUUGCCAGCCUAAUUCUCCUUGUGCUGAUGUGGUAUCCAAUAACCCUGCAGUAUCUCCACGUUUCUUCUUCAUCUUUGAGGUCUCAAACAGGGAUACAGGGACAUACUGCAGUCACACCUUCCGUUUUGAUAUACUUGUCCAUGACUUCCCCAUGAGCUCAAGUAGGAGGUUCUACGUCAUUCUGCUAGGAGAGAACAGCAGAGCCCGGAGAGACUUGCAAGUCCAAACCAUAGAAACGGACAAACUUGUGGGGAGGUACACCACCCCACAGCUUUACAGAUCUCAGCCAUCGAGAUCCCAGAUACCUCGUGUUGAGUGCGCUCUCACUCCUAGCCUUAGCAAGAAACCAGAGGACUCAUAA
Molecule: messenger RNA, 3204 nt
Organism: Puntigrus tetrazona (Sumatra barb)
Lineage: Eukaryota; Metazoa; Chordata; Actinopteri; Cypriniformes; Cyprinidae
Product: cation channel sperm-associated protein subunit gamma-like
Exons: 28
Coding region: 1-3204 (1067 amino acids)
Cellular component (GO): sperm principal piece; CatSper complex; motile cilium
Source: RefSeq, a predicted model, not a curated record